Molecule: messenger RNA, 679 nt
Organism: Apis mellifera (honey bee)
Lineage: Eukaryota; Metazoa; Arthropoda; Insecta; Hymenoptera; Apidae
Gene: Apid1
Product: apidaecin 1
Source: RefSeq, marked provisional
AGAAUUGGUGUGGGUUGAAUAACUAUUGAUAAUCAUGAAGAAUUUUGCCUUAGCAAUUCUUGUUGUUACCUUUGUAGUCGCGGUAUUUGGGAAUACCAACCUAGAUCCGCCUACUCGACCUACGCGCCUUCGCCGUGAAGCUAAACCGGAAGCUGAACCCGGCAAUAAUCGGCCAGUAUAUAUUCCACAACCAAGACCACCUCAUCCGCGCCUUCGCCGUGAAGCUGAACCGGAAGCUGAACCCGGUAAUAAUCGGCCAGUAUAUAUUCCACAACCAAGACCACCUCAUCCGCGCCUUCGCCGUGAAGCUGAACCGGAAGCUGAACCCGGCAAUAAUCGACCAGUAUAUAUUCCACAACCAAGACCACCUCAUCCGCGUCUUCGCCGUGAAGCUAAACCGGAAGCUGAACCCGGCAAUAAUCGACCAGUAUAUAUUCCACAACCAAGACCACCUCAUCCGCGUCUUCGCCGUGAAGCUGAACCGGAAGCUGAACCCGGCAAUAAUCGACCAGUAUAUAUUCCACAACCAAGACCACCUCAUCCGCGAAUCUAAUUUAUGAAGAAUAUGAAGCACGUGAAAUAUCAAAUAUUUAAUAAAAUAUUUUUAUUCGAUUCAUUAUAAAAUAUUGUAUGUAAUGCUAAUUUUAAAAUAAAUUUGAUUUUAUUAUUAUAAAAUCUA